This is a messenger RNA of Prorocentrum cordatum, 1548 nucleotides long. The record is from the annotation of a GenBank genome assembly. NCBI's taxonomy places the organism in Eukaryota, Dinophyceae, Prorocentrales, Prorocentraceae.
AUGCCGCAGUACGAGGUGGGCGAGGUCGUCGAAGUGUGGAGCGAGUCUCAGCAGACUUGGAUACCCGGCGCGAAAAUUGUCCACGCACCCCCGCGCGACUGUGAGAUCGACAGCUACCAGGUAACGGCCGGCACCGUCAAGGUGGAGUACGAGGGCAGGUCAAAGUGGCUCCCCCCGGACGAGGUCUCGAGGCAGGUGCGGCGGCCACUGGCCGCGCUGGCGGCCGCCCCCGCGCCGCCGCCGCCGGAGCCGCCGCCGCCGCGAGGGGGCGACGUCCCGCUCGGCGGCGCGGGGCCGAGCGGCGCCGGCAGGUGCAAGUUCGGUUGCGGCCGCAGCGUGCAGCCUGGUCUGACGAGGGGCAUGAAGCAGUACGACACGUGUUGCAGGCGCUGCGCGCAGAACCGCGGCGGGGGCGACCACGACCCGAACUGUGAGGGCGCAAGCCCCACGGCAGGCACGCUGGAGGCGUGCACAGCGGCCGUCGACGCGCACGAGUGGCUGAAGAACCUGGUGGAGUCGGAGGAGGCGCUCCAGAAGCGCUGCGAGGAGGUCUUCAGAGAACAUGCUGGGGAGGCGGAGCUCAUGGAUCUGGACCAGUUCAAGCUGGCCUCCAGCGAUCUUUGCCGCCCAGUGGGUGAGACGCUGGAUAAGUAUGCAAAGAGACUGCACGAGUGGGCUAAGUACUCCCCGCGCAGUCUCCGCCACCCCUUGAUGGGCGCGGGCAUCGGCGUCACAUCUUUCAAGGCGAUGUGUCGCACAAUACUUCUUGACCUCUACGCGCAUUACUUUCCCCGCGUACUUCCGUUUAAGACAAGCGAGCUUGUCCGGAAGAACACACACGAGCUCACCGAGUUGUACGACAUGGGCGAUCUUCUCGGACAGGGUUCUUUUGGUGUUGUGUCCAUGGUCACGCACAAGGAGUUCAUAUGCGACGUCAUGAAGCAGACGUUACGUGCCCUGGCGUUUAUGCAUGGCGAAAGAUACAUGCACAAGGAUCUGAAGCCUCAGAACAUAAUGAUGGUCGACAAAGGUUCCUCGUCGAUCAAGCUUAUCGACUUUGGUCUUGCGGAACACUUUGAGCCAGACGAGAAGGUGUCGCGGGUCUUCGGCGGGACGCUCCUAUACAUCGCGCCAGAGGGUUUCGGACGAGGGCUCGAGAUGAAGAGCGACGUCUGGAGUGCCGGCGUCAUCCUGUACAACUUGAUCACCGGCGAUUACCCCUUCAUGGCAGAGUGGCCCCCGCCGCCCGGCAAGGACACGGCCUGGUGGGAGAGCGGCACCCGCGCAGCCAUACAGACCGAGGAUCCUCGCGACCACCCGAACUUGUCCAACGGCUACGUGUCCAAGGACUGCGUGGACAUGCUGUGUGAGAUGUUGAGCAAGGACCCGGGCAGACGCCCGGACGCGGCGAGGUGUUUGGAGCAUCGUUGGUUCAAGAGGUUCGACAGGGAGCCCCCACCUUUGUCCGUGGGCAUAUUGCAGUGCUUGGAUGCGUUCGCGGGGCAGCCCGAGCUGAAGAAAGCCGUCUUCCUGCUGAUAUGGAAGACC